UUUGACCUCAGCGUCAGAUUUCACAUGUGACAUUUCCACAGAAGUGACAUGCAGCUUCGUGUCGUGGGUUCAAUCCCGGUUCUGUGGUUUGCACCCUUUUCCGCUGCCGUCCUGCCCACACACUGCACCUAGCCGUUAGCUAGCUAGUAAGCACGCAAGCUAGUUAGCCCAAAGCAGCGAUGCUAGCGUGUCGCAGGCUACAUGCUAACGUGCGGACCGCUCGUGGACUCCUCUCCUCCGGUUCGGUGACAGGACAGCACCCGGGGCAGAGGGGGAGAACAGUGCCACGUCACAGCCUGCACACCGGAGCAUCUCUGCGGAAUGACUUCUACAAAGACCUGGAGGCUCAGCUGGCGGCCGUGAGGAAGAAGGCGGCGGAGGCUCUUCCAGGCAGCGGCUGGAGCCCCUUCGAGCUCAACCCCAACCUCCCCCCGGAGAGGGCCGACAUCGUGAUCGUCGGCGGCGGCGUGGUGGGCUGGUCCAUCGCCUACUGGCUGAAGCAGAAGGAGAGGGUGCAGGGAGAGGUCAAGGUGGUGGUGGUGGAGAAGGACCCAACGUACUCCCAGGCCUCCACAGUGCUCUCUGCUGGGGGGAUCCGACAGCAGUUCUCGCUGCCGGAGAACAUCCUCCUGUCCCUGGCCUCUGCAGACUUCAUGAGGAACGUCAAUGAGCACCUGGGCGUGAUGAACGAGGACCCCGUGGACCUGCAGUUCAAUCACUCAGGGUACCUCUUCCUGGCCAGUGAGAAGGUGGCUCACAUCAUGGAGAAGAACUACAACACCCAGAGGUAUGCCGGAGCCAAAGUUUCACUUCUCUCUCCCACACAACUUAAGGAGAAGUUUCCAUGGAUAAACUCAGACGGGGUGGCACUUGCUUCAUAUGGGCUGGAGAACGAGGGCUGGUUCGACCCCUGGACUCUGCUGAACGCCUUCAAGAAGAAGGCCAUCUCCAUGGGAGUCAUCCAGUGCUGUGGAGAAGUGACAGACUUUAAAUAUACCGUAAAUGUGGCGACGAAUCCUGAGGGUGAAAACGUGGCUCUGAAGAGAAUCAAAUCUGUGAAAGUGCAGAUGCCGAACAGCCUGGAGUACCAGCCGGUGGAAUGUGCCAUUGUGGUGAAUGCGGCGGGAGCCUUUUCUUCUAAACUGGCACAGAUGAUGGGAAUUGGCUCCGGCCCUAAAGGCACCAUGGCUGGAACUCCUCUGCCAGUCGAGCCGCGCAAAAGGUUCGUGUAUGUGUUCCACUGCCCUGACGGCCCAGGUCUGGACACCCCCUUCCUGGUGGAUUACUCUGGAGUGUACUUCAGGAGAGAGGGACUCGGAGGGAACUACAUCGCCGGUGCUUCACCAGAUGAGGCGGAGGAGCCGGAUAUCAAUAAUCUAGACGUGGAUCACAGUUUCUUUGAGGAAAAGAUUUGGCCGCCAUUGGCUCAUCGGGUUCCUGCUUUUGAGAAGCUCAAGGUGACCAGCGCGUGGGCCGGCUUCUACGACUACAACACCUUCGACCAGAACGGCAUCAUCGGGAUCCACCCUCUGGUCAACAACAUGUACUUCGCCACGGGCUUCAGCGGCCACGGCCUGCAGCACUCGCCCGCCGUGGGUCGGGCCGUGGCCGAGCUGAUCCUGGACGGAGGUUUUAAAACGCUGGACCUGAGUGGAUUCAACUUCAAACGGAUCCUGAACCAGGAGCCGAUGCUGGAGAGGAACAUCGUGUAGAGGAUUUGGAAAGAUCCCUCUCGCUCUGCGGCUGCUGACGAGUGAUCACAGCCUUGGUUUUUUAUUUUCAUAGCUGUGAACAUUUUUCAGUAAUGAUAACUUUGUUCCAAGUGAGUUACUGAAAUCUGGGUUUAUCGUUCUCAGCUGAUCAAUAUUGUUCCAGAAACUGUCCAAUAUCAACUGUUUUUAGUGUUCUAGUGUUCAGUUUUGUUCAGAUUCACAUCCAUCUCAUUUUAUUGGCUUGUUUAACCUGACUUCGGCCUCAGUGCUCACAAAUCUCAGCCACGACUUCAAAUUACAAGAUGUUUUGUAAUCGGUCGGCUUUCCAAGAACGACAUGAUGACUGUAAUGUACCUACAAUCAAUCAUGUUACGUUUGAGACCACGAGGCCUUUUUCUUUAAAGUUCUUCAGUCGUCCUCUUGGGGGGGGGG
Messenger RNA from Platichthys flesus (European flounder), 2144 nucleotides. RefSeq names its product FAD-dependent oxidoreductase domain containing 1 (gene foxred1). The coding region runs from base 180 to 1712 and encodes 510 amino acids. Lineage: Eukaryota; Metazoa; Chordata; Actinopteri; Pleuronectiformes; Pleuronectidae. The record is from RefSeq and is a predicted model, not a curated record. Gene Ontology annotation, cellular component: cytoplasm. The transcript is spliced from 11 exons. Gene Ontology annotation, molecular function: oxidoreductase activity.